GUAUAUUUUUUAUUUUUUUUUAUUUUUGUUAUUUAGGUACCCCAAGAAGACCUAUCGGUCUUGUAACAGCUGUAGAAAAAAAAAUUUAUAGCAAAUUGCACAUUAUUGGCUGUUUACUUCAUCAAAAUGAACUUCCCUUUCGAGCUAUUUUUAAGUAUCUUGAUGGAGGCACUAAAAGCCCUAAUUUGUUUAGUGGUCCAAUCGGAAAACUUUGUGAAAAUAACUACCAAGAUCUCCCUCAAGUUGACUUCAUAAAAAUUAGCAGCCAUGUAGAUAACAUACAUUUUGAUGAAAAGACAUUAAAAGAUUUGAGUAGUGAUCAAAGACUUCUUUUAGAAUAUGUUCUUGGAGUUUCAAGAGGAAAUGUUGAUCAUAAAUGUGCAAAGUGAAAAGUUGGGCCAUUAAAUCAUGCUAGAUGGUUAACUUUGGCAAUUCGAUUAUAGUGUUUUUUUAGACUAGAGGCACUUAUCUUCCAGAAAUGCAAGAUAAGCUUCACCAAAUUAUAAAAUUUAUUGUGCAAGUGUAUGCAGUUAGCUGGUUUGAAAUAAAAUUGGAUAAUAAGUUUCACAAUCAGCAGUUAUACAUUUUCAGUAUGAUUAAAAGAACUAAAGAACAGUCUGAGGAAAUCAAAACCGCGUUAAAAAACUUGCAACACAAUGCUUUUGCUUUGCUGUCUGAAAAUAUAUUGUACUCCAUGAUGAAAUCAGAUGAAGAUAAAGUCAGAGAAGCUGCUACCAGAAAAAUUUUAAGUAUAAGACGUAUGAAAGUGCCUACAAAAAGAUUAAACAAAAUCACUGCAAUAAAAACUGAUGCAUAUCAUUGGUUGGAUUUAGCAGACGAAACAGGUAAUUGUGAGCUCUCACUGAACACAUAUUAUCUAAGCAUUUACAAGAAUCGUUGCUAAAUGGAACAAAGUUUGAGUUUCCGGUUCUGCCAUCUCAUACUCAGAGUGUAAAGAGAGCUGUGAAAAUGACAUUUGAAGCUUGCCAUACAGUGUAUAGAAUAAAAGCAAGGCAUAAACAUAUCAUUGCAAAAAAUUUAAGUCGUCAAAAGAGACCUAAUUUUUCUUUGAAGGGUUCGUAUUGUCAAAAGUAUGAUGAUCUGAAGUAUUUUAACAACAAAUAAAACCUUUUUAUUGGAGUUUUUUUUUUUUUUUUGUUUUUUUGAUACGGCAUAUUUAAAAAAGUAAAACGACAAAGUUACAAAUGAAACUCGUUUUGAUGCAUUCGCUUCUAUAAUUAGCUACUGUUUUUAUAUUUUUUUCAAUAAA
Hydra vulgaris (swiftwater hydra) is the source of this 1270-nucleotide messenger RNA. Lineage: Eukaryota; Metazoa; Cnidaria; Hydrozoa; Anthoathecata; Hydridae. The record is from RefSeq and is a predicted model, not a curated record.